CUGAGAAAAAGAGAAUGCUGUCCACAUUCCAGCUCAGUUAAAGCCAAAAACCAUGUUUAGAUUAGAUUAAGUGCUAGUGUAGGAUUUAAAGAGAAGGGACAACUUAAUUUCUUCAAAUUUCAUCUGCACUUUGUUUCUUUUUAACAUAUUUCCUAGUUCAAGAGAUUCCGAAAGGAUAUCUUCAUACAAUCUGUGAUUGCUUUUUUGUGCAAUCAGAGCCUUUUUUUCUUUCGAAGGAAAAAUCUAUACACUUUCUCACAUAGUUUUUUUUUAUCCCAGUGGAAACUGAAGACGGGGCAAUUGAGCAAUUAAAAAAACCAGUGCCAACCAGUGUUUAAUACAGAUUUAAACACAUAUUUUUAUGUGAUUUUGUCAGACAAAGGAAAUUGUCUAUGAUGACUUUACCACCAUUACCUUACGACUAUGAUUAUAUCUCCAAUGACAGUGAAACAAACAAUAAUCCAUUCAUUGACAACAGUCUUCCAGGAGAACUUAAUGUAACGGAGAAGAAGGUACCUCUGAAGUAUAUGUACGCAGUCCUAUACUCCAUGGUCUUCCUGCUAGGAGUGUCUCUGAACAUCUUAGUCAUCUGUAUGACAUGCAAGAUGAAGAAAACAACCAGUACCAUCUGGUUCCUUGGCUUGGCUGUCACAGACUUCAUAUUCUGCCUCUUUUUGCCCUUUGCCAUCAUCUAUGCACUAUACGACUUCAAUUGGGUCUUUGGGCUCAUCAUGUGCAAGCUGAAUUCCUACGUCAUGUUCAUCAGCAUGUUCUCCACUGCCUUGAUUCUGACCUUGCUCAGCAUUGACCGGUGCUUCUCAGCCAUAGCUGAUGGCUGUGUUCGAAAAUGCUGCACAGCUCUGACAGCCACCAAUAUGGUCUGGGCCACGUGGUUUGCCUCUGCAAUAUUAAGCACUCCAUCGCUGGCGCUACGUGACAUUGCCAAUAAAUCUGGGAAAACAGUCUGUUAUGACAACUAUGGGUCUGGAUUCUUGAACAUCAACACCGUGGAAGGUGAAAUUAGAGUUAAAACUGUUAUUGCCACCAGAUUUAUUUUUGGUAUAGUACUUCCUUUAUUUAUUAUUUGUUUAGGCUCCUGUUUGGUAUCAUUCCCGAAGAACAGCUAUAGGUUCAAGUCCUCCCGAACUUAUCGAAUUGUCCGUGUGAUGAUCUUCCUGUACUUCUUGUGCUGGGCACCCUAUCACGUGUUCAUGCUCAUGGCUCUCAAUGCUCCAACGUACAUGCACAAAAUAUUUGCUUACGGGUUGCCCAUUACUACAGUGCUGGCAGUAGCAAACAGCUGCAUCAAUCCAAUCGUCUACAUCUUCAUGGGUGGCGACCUCAAGAUGUCUUGGAUGGAGGAUGCGUUUUUCACAGGGGUGCAGGAUAGCGGAGAAGAAAAAAGUGCAGAAGAAAUGAAACCCUUAAAGAAAAAUGACACUGAGGCACAGAAGUGAUUCUGACUGAUCCUUUUUACAUUGCUAACUUGCGUUCAGCAUAUUACAGAUAAACAUGAAUUCAUCCUAAAUAUUUUCUAAUAUAUAAAGGAGAGUGUUACUGGAGAAAUCUAAAUAUUUCACCUCCUUUUUCAAUUACUACAAGUCAGCCGGUAAUUUUAAGAUAUAGAAUUAAAGGUGAAUUUUAAGUUUUCUUGUUGGUUUUCUUCAGAAGCUUUGCUUAUAAAACAACCAGCAAGAAACUUUUUUGACAGGUAAUGUAGUAAUAGAUUUAAAAAUGAGGAUGUUUUUUUCUCUGAUUAUCACUAAAAAGAAAUGGCAAGCCGUGAAUGUAGAAUUGUAGUAAAGCUGGAGAAAAUUUUGAAAACAAUGUAUGUUUUGUAUGACUAAUGUAAUAACUGAGGCAGUGCUAGGCUAUUUUCUAAUCAUCAUUAAUAUGCAUGUAAUGUAAUUAAUCAUGUAAUCAAUAUUUAAAUCACAUGGAACAAAAUCUUUAAAAACAUAAAAUCAAAAACUCAAAACAAAUUCUUAAGUAUAUUAUAUAAAGUGUUUCAGUAUAUAGUCAAUCACAUCUCAAUCUAAUCAAAUCGAACUGAAUCGUUGCUGUGUAAUUAAUGGGUUUGAAAUCUGCUGCAUGUAUUUCUACAAAAGUUGUGUACACAAGAAAAAUGUGCGUUCUCACAAAUAACAGUAAGACUUAGGCAGAGCUUGUCCAUUUCCACUAAACUGUUAAUCACAAAUGUAUGUUACUGUAUGUGCUUUUAUUAACAUCCUUUUUAUCGAAUGGAAAAUGAAUCUAUCAACUAAAAGAUGAAUCACAGAAAUUCUGGAAUAAAAUAAUUAUUAAAUGCUAGACCACAAGCAACCAAAACAACCUUUAGCAUUCAAAUAUCAGCUUUUUUUCUGAUUAUUGUUUUUCUCUAAAAAACCCGAAAAGUCAUGCACCAAAAUCAUCAUUCCAAUUUGAUUAACAGAUUUGAAUGGAUUUAUAUAGUACUCACAAAGAGAUUUACACUUGUGGCCUUCUGGUCUAAAAGGGUAAAAAAAGAAGCAAAUUGUACCCCCUUAUGUGUUUUUAAUAAUUAUAACAAUGAUUUAAAAAAACUGAAUGGUGGGCUCUAAAUUUUCAAAGUGAUACAAUCAUUUUCCUUUAAUUGAGUAAUAAAGGGAACAAUUAUUUGUACUGUGAUUGCAACAUUGUAAUAAAAUAUAUCACAUUUUUAUUGUAUAACUUCUUUGUUUACUAUUAAAUACCAUAUUUUGUUUACAUUUUCUCUAAUAAAAUUUG
Lepisosteus oculatus (spotted gar) is the source of this 2745-nucleotide messenger RNA. RefSeq names its product chemerin-like receptor 1. Gene Ontology annotation, cellular component: plasma membrane. Gene Ontology annotation, molecular function: G protein-coupled receptor activity; complement receptor activity. NCBI's taxonomy places the organism in Eukaryota, Metazoa, Chordata, Actinopteri, Semionotiformes, Lepisosteidae. Gene Ontology annotation, biological process: inflammatory response; phospholipase C-activating G protein-coupled receptor signaling pathway; positive regulation of cytosolic calcium ion concentration. The record is from RefSeq and is a predicted model, not a curated record.